Molecule: messenger RNA, 1031 nt
Organism: Galdieria sulphuraria
Lineage: Eukaryota; Rhodophyta; Bangiophyceae; Galdieriales; Galdieriaceae
Exons: 1
Coding region: 132-341 (69 amino acids)
Source: RefSeq, a predicted model, not a curated record
GUGUCAAAAAAGCUUUAGAGCUUCACCUAUUUUUUAUAGUGAUCGCAUGUAAAGAGCGAGAACUUUACGAUAAAAAUUUUGUAGAAAACGGGGAAGACAGGAGGAUACAUCUCCAUGAUACCCUCGGACAGAUGGCGUUCCGUUGCGUCUUUGUGGAUUUUUUUAAACUUGAGUACAAUUCAACAAAUAAGGAUCAUAGCAAACAUGAACUCUAUGACCUCCUUGGCAGAGUGAAAGAUUUUAAAGAGGCUUAUAAAUCUCAUUUUAAAGGAGAUCUCGCAGACUCUGGCGACGUCCAUCUAGAACGUCGAGAUUUGAACCCAGUUAAAUUUGCCACGUGACUGCAUUAAAAUACUGUGCUGUACAAUUCUGCAAAAAAACUGGGCUGAUGAACGAUCUUCCAGAUAAUUUGAAAUCAAUUUUUUUGGAAGACAUGCCUACAACUGAAGCUUUGAAUGAGGUAAAUAUUGCUAUUCGUAACUUCAGGUACCCCAUAGACCUUCUACGUGCUUCGAAUUCAGUCUCUGAAAAUAUGCAUCAACAUGAUGAAUUGAUUUCAAAGAUCGAAAAAAUCGAAAACGCAUUCGAAGAACUGAAAAAAUUCAUAACUGAAACGUCGUCUUCAACAGUUGAUAAUCCCGCAGCUUCAGAACUGCAACCAAGUAGUCCGUACGAAAAUACUGACACCCAAGUUCGUAGUAUUACUUGCAUUCUUCCUUUCUAAGCCUAUGAAGACGUCAGUGAAAGAUAAGCGACAUUUACCCGAUAAUCCUGAGUCUUCCUGAAUCCUUUGAAUAAAGGUCGUCAGACCGACUUUGCUUUGUUUUUUCGAUCAGAUUCCUACACUCCUUUUUCUUCUAAAGGAGAAGGUUCUUCAUCGCCAUGAUUAUUUGGUUCAUUUUCAUCUGUUGCUAUCGUUCUCGUUGAUUUGACGGUCUCGUAACUACUUGACCAGUCUGUACCUCACAUUCUACAUGAAUGAAAAUUUUUGUUCAAAUCAUGUUACGAUUCCUCAUAUCCAAUCUGUCGAG